UCUCCGAGCGCCUGGGUAGCAACCAUCUCUCCUAUUUGGGGAGGAGAUUCCGUGUGGCGACACUAUAAGGCGCCUUCCCAUGAUUCUUCCUUUCUCUUCGCCAUCUUUCCUCCGCUCUGCCGCCAGCUGUCGCCAUGAAGGUCGAGCUGUGCAGUUUUAGCGGGUACAAGAUCUACCCCGGACACGGGCGGCGCUACGCCAGGACCGAUGGGAAGGUUUUCCAGUUUCUUAAUGCAAAAUGCGAGUCCGCAUUCCUUUCCAAGAGGAAUCCUCGGCAGAUAAACUGGACUGUCCUAUACAGAAGAAAGCACAAAAAGGGACAGUCGGAAGAAAUUCAAAAGAAAAGAACCCGGCGUGCAGUCAAAUUCCAGCGGGCCAUUACUGGUGCAUCUCUUGCUGAUAUAAUGGCCAAAAGGAAUCAGAAACCGGAAGUUAGGAAAGCUCAACGAGAGCAGGCUAUCCGGGCUGCCAAGGAAGCAAAAAAGGCCAAGCAGGCAUCUAAGAAGACCGCAAUGGCUGCUGCUAAGGCUCCCACAAAGGCAGCACCUAAGCAAAAGAUUGUGAAGCCUGUGAAGGCUUCUGCUCCUCGAGUUGGUGGAAAACGCUAAGUUGGUAGAUUGGAUUUUUAAAUAAAGAUCCAUCUGUAACUCCA
Messenger RNA from Nannospalax galili (Upper Galilee mountains blind mole rat), 652 nucleotides. It is a transcript of the gene Rpl24, whose product is annotated as ribosomal protein L24. The record is from RefSeq and is a predicted model, not a curated record. Gene Ontology annotation, molecular function: mRNA binding; structural constituent of ribosome. Bases 135 to 608 code for a protein of 157 amino acids. Lineage: Eukaryota; Metazoa; Chordata; Mammalia; Rodentia; Spalacidae. The transcript has 6 exons. Gene Ontology annotation, cellular component: cytosolic large ribosomal subunit. Gene Ontology annotation, biological process: cytoplasmic translation.